GGUAACUACGCCGAGGAAGAAGCGGAAGACUGCCAUCGCGCGAAGUUGGAUUUUGUGUUUAUGUCUCUGAUUUUCUAAACACAUUUCAAAUCUUGCAGUAAGACUUGUGUUCUUUGGCUGGAUGGAGAAUGAGCAGCCCCAGACUCAGCAACAUGACAACCAAACCAGCUGAUGUGUUUGAAAAUUUAUGUAAGCAGCUCAGGGACUGCCAUCAAAAUACAGUUCAAGAACUGGAGGCAAAAGUGAGCAAGUUGAAAAAGGAGCGUUGUUUAGAUGCACAGAGACUCGAGUUGUUUUACCAUCGUAAUCUGCAGCUGAAGGAUCAAGUCAAAGUUCUACAGGAAACCGUCAGCCUUUUGGAGGAAAAGCUGGGUGCUGGUGUGUGUGAUCGAUGUGCUCUCCUGGAGUACAGUCUGAAGAAUAAACAGGAUCAGAAGCUGCACAUCGUUAACAGGCUGAAGAAUGAAAGAAGCAGCCUUGAGGAGGAAAACCAGAAGGUGCUCGCUGAGCUACACAAGCUGUCUCACGGCUUGGAGGCCCAGCAGACCUCAUUCUUGGAGCAGGAAGACUGCAUCAUCCCAGACUCACCAGUCCUGACAAGUUCGCUGCCCACAACAAGCAGACUGAAGAAACGGAAAAACAUUGACAGGCUUAAGAACGUUCGUUUUGUGGAGACUCCUCUACAGCAGUGCCGCAGCUCACUUUUUGAUGGGGUGAUUCGGGAGCCUUUUGAUGCUACAAACAGAAGUGGAAAAGCGGAGGUGCUUGUACCCAACACGUGCGAGAUGGACACAACACAGACCUCAAAUGAUACAAACCAUAAUGUGGAAGGAGAGAUUGCAGAAACAUGUGGUCUUGACCUUCCAGACAACCAGUGCUUGGAAACAAAGAUGACUGCACACCAGAAAAAUGGCAGAAAGGCUGACAAGAUUAGUAGUGUUCGUUUAAAGCCUUACCCCACCUCAACUUCACCCACCCUGAUCCAUUCUCCGGACUCGACCACAAAAAAGUCCCUACCUCUGCUUCUUGGUAUCAAACGUGUGUCAGGUGGCAGCGCCUUUCAUAAAGCAAAGCGUACGAAACAGGAAAGUGACCCGGAGGUACGAGACGAGAGCAAUUACAGUGUGCAGGGGGAGGCAGAAAAGCAAAAAGAAGACAGCGUCCAAAACCUGAAGAAGCAGCCGGCUCAACUGAAGAUUGAGUCAUCACAAAGCAAGACCUCCAGCCAAAGUUCAGCGAGAUCUUGUCUUAGUCCUGCUUUCGAGAAGAACAAGCAGAAGGUUGGGGAGGGAAAUGAGGAAGGUGCUGAAAGAAACUCCCUGCGGGAUGUUUCGCUGUGCCAGCUUGAUGCAGAGGAUGCGGUGCUGAAGCACAGAGUGGAGACCAUGUGGAGUGUGGACCCUGCAGCUGCACUGUCUAUGUAUGAGAAUCAGUCCUGCACAGCAGAGGAGGAAAAGGAAACACAACACUGCCUCAGGGAGACUGUAGAUACAGACUGCACAUUUAUCAGCAACAGCUUAUUCCAACGUCAAGAGAGAAGACACAGCACAUCUGGUUGGUGUGAGGAGAAAAAUGAUACUUUGGAUCAAAUGUUUGACGUGACGGCCUACGGGGAGUACAACUCACACUUGGACCAUAGCCCAUCCUGUGCUGGUGAUAAUGAUGAAGAGGAGGAUGAAGAACAGGUUCCUUCUGCAAACAUUCCAAGUCAAAGUCAAGAGCACAAAAGACGGAACCCAACAUUUGCACAUGUGGCCGUCAUCCGCAAGAAAGAAGAGAGAAGAAAACUGAAAGGCACAACAUGCAAAGAAUGUGAAACUUAUUAUGCUAACCUCCCAGAAGAACAAAAACAAAAGAAGUUGUCUGCGUGCUCAAGGCAUCGUUUCCUUCAUAUUCCACCUUGUACACCUGAAAACUUCUGGGAAGUCGGAUUCCCAUCAACCCAAACUUGCAUUGAAAGAGGUUAUAUCAAGGAACAGAAGAGUCCACAGGCACGGUUACGCAGAAGACAACCCUUCACUGCUUUAUUCUCUCCAAAGCCACAGCAGGAGAGUUAAAAGUACAUCUGUGAAAAGUCUGUUUAACUGUACGUUCUUUACAUAGAACAGACAACGUGAGCAGGCCUGGCAUUGUUUGUGGUGUACAGUGAAACUGUGUUCUACUGUGAAUUUGUUAAAAAUGUUGGUGUGCUGUGUGAAUACUGAUUUUUUUGUUGUUUUUGCAGUUUGCAAAUGAUGUUAAUUGGCUCUAUGGCUCUAAGUAGGACUACAUCACCAAAGGCAGAGCAGGUCUGCAAACUACUCCACUCUGUGUCUGUGUGGUCACUGUACCAUGUUUUUCUGGGUAUGUCGGGGUUUUUUUUUUUUUUUUUUUACUUGUUUAGGAGGUCCUGCAACGUAUACUUUGGUGCAAGUUAUAUGCCAAAAACUAUUUAUAUAGGACUUUAUCAGGAAUCAACACAAUAAACUCAAAUAAUAAAACAACACAUUCCAAUAAUAAAGGUACACUACAAUAAUGCACAGAAGUCCCAAAUUAAAGACCUGAUAUACAGAAAAAGG
Messenger RNA from Thalassophryne amazonica, 2558 nucleotides. It is a transcript of the gene rbbp8, whose product is annotated as retinoblastoma binding protein 8. Gene Ontology annotation, molecular function: damaged DNA binding; flap-structured DNA binding; double-strand/single-strand DNA junction binding. Gene Ontology annotation, biological process: double-strand break repair via homologous recombination; DNA double-strand break processing involved in repair via single-strand annealing. The transcript is spliced from 19 exons. NCBI's taxonomy places the organism in Eukaryota, Metazoa, Chordata, Actinopteri, Batrachoidiformes, Batrachoididae. The coding region runs from base 129 to 2057 and encodes 642 amino acids. Gene Ontology annotation, cellular component: site of double-strand break. The record is from RefSeq and is a predicted model, not a curated record.